Molecule: messenger RNA, 2745 nt
Organism: Symbiodinium pilosum
Lineage: Eukaryota; Dinophyceae; Suessiales; Symbiodiniaceae
Source: the annotation of a GenBank genome assembly
AUGGCAACGUUUGAUAUUUCUCCGCUUUUUCGUUCAAGCACCGUCGGCUUUGAUAGAGCUUUGAAUCAGCUGAAUACGGUGAUGAAUCUGGAUACCCCGGGUUUCCCUGCCUACGAUAUUUUACGUAUGGAUGAAGACGAUUUUCGGAUCAGUUUGGCGGUCCCGGGCUUUAACGAAGAAGACAUUACGGUGGAAACUCGUGAAGGUGCCAUCUGGAUCAAAGGCAAUCGUGAUGUUGACCUGAAUCACAACCGUUAUCUGUAUCGAGGUGUUGAUGUGCAGGGUUUCCAGAGAUCUUUCCAGCUGCCCGAACACGUCAAAGUGCGAGGCGCUCGCCUUGAAGCGGGCAUGCUGCAUAUCGAUUUAUACCGUGAACUUCCGGACGCACUGCGACCUCGUUCAGCAGUCGCAAUCUUUGCGCUGAUUGCAAGCCAUAGCGUGCUGGCUGAAAGUGAUGAAGCGCAAGCUGCGCAAUCCACCCCACAAGCGCAGUUGUCUGAAGACCAGUUAAGCCAGGGCAGUCUUGCAAAGCGCAGUGAUUCCGAAUUAACCGCGCUAACCGCCCAGUGGAGUCAACUGAGCCCUGAACAACGCCGCCGACUGCUGGCCGAAGUACGUGGCCGCAUGGUCAACAAUAACCAGCUGCGCCGCCCUCAGGGUGUCAUUGUGCAGCGCAGGUACGGGCGCGUAGUGCGUAAAUCGGACGGCUCUGUGGUCCUGCAGACACGGGUGGUUCAAAUUACGCCGCGCAACAAUCCUGAUCAGCAGGCUCAGUCGAACACGCCGCGAGUAACCUUCGGCAUAGGCUUUGAACAGCGUACACGAGCGCCUGGCCGCGUCGCCCAUGAGGCGCCGCAAUCGGAAGCGACACAACCUGUUGUUACGGCAUACUUAGAGCAGCAAGGCUUUCAAGUCGCCUGCGUCGAAUCCGGUGAAGCCAUGGACAGGUAUCUGGUUGAGCAUGAAGUUGACCUGCUGAUCUUAGAUCUGAUGUUGCCCGGUGAACACGGUCUGUCUAUCGCUCAGCGGAUGAAAAAACACUCCGACCUGCCCAUUAUCAUCGUUUCAGCGCAGGGCGAAGAUGUGGACCGAAUUGUCGGCCUGGAAGUGGGGGCUGAUGAUUAUCUGUCCAAACCGUUUAAUCCUCGCGAGCUGCUCGCCCGUGUGCGUGCGGUUCUGCGCCGUUCGUCCUCAUCGGGUGCCGGAGCAGAAGAAGUCGCUGCCACAGAAUUUGGCGUGUUUGCGUUAGAUACAAACGCCCAUCGGCUUACCAAAAAUGGUGAUACGGUGCCAUUAACUUCUGGCGAAUUUGAUCUGUUGUCAAUUUUGGUGGCCCAUCCGAAUAAAGUCCUCGACCGGGAUCGAAUUCUUGAUCUGCUGACGGGCGCUGAGCGCUCACCCUUUGAUCGCUCUAUUGAUGUACGCGUCACGCGUUUACGCUCAAAGAUUGCAAUGGCUGACAGUUCUGGCCUGCGUGGCCCGUCUUCCCUGCUGGUCCGCACAACCCUCAUUCUGGCAGUUGGCGCUCUGCUGAUUGUUGUUAUUGCAACGUUUGCCCUUUAUCUGUUUGUGAUCAGUCCCAUAACCGAGCAGUCGGCUGAUGAUGAAGCUGCUCUGCUGGUAUUAUCUGCUCAGACCUGGGUGGAGCUGCCGCCGGAGGCGCGGCCCUAUUUCGAACUCGAAAUGGCGGAAAGCCAUGAUCUGAUUAUCAGUGAGGCCCAUCAGGCACUGCCGGAAGUGGCCGGAUAUUCACAAUAUUUCGAAUUAUUGAAAACGGAGCUGUCUCUGCGCAUAGGCGAAGAGGUUGUGCUGCUUGAAGGUGACGAUCUGCUCUGGGUAGAUGUACCCAUGGGUGGGUUUGCCUUACAGAUCGGGUUUUCUCCCGAGCGUCGGGAAAUUCAGCCACUUUAUGUUGCCAUGGUGAUUGUCGGGCUGGGCGCGGGCAUUGUCUUUUUCACCUCGCUGUUUAUCGUGCGUCGGAUUGCGCGGCCGCUGGUCAAUGUUGCGCGACAAGCGGAAAGCUUUCGCGGUGCAACGCAGAUUGAGCCCCUGCCGGAAACAGGUCCAAGAGAGCUUGUUUCUCUGGCGCGUAACUUCAAUAUCAUGGCAUCUGAAAUUGGUUUGCUGCUCACGAACAGAACCACGUUGCUGGCCGGAAUAUCUCAUGAUCUGCGCACCCCGCUGACACGCAUGCGCCUGGCGCUGGCGUUGCUGCCGGACAAUGUAGAUCCCCAGCUGGUCAGUCGCUUCGAACGUAAUCUGGAAUCCAUGGAUGAGUUGAUCAGCGAUGCCCUGAGGUUUGCGCGUGGCACCGGAGAAGUGCCGCAGGAAAUUGAGCUGCUGCCGUUUGUGCAGGAAAUUCUCGCCACCUUUGAGCGGAACAUUACAGCAGACCUGCGUAUCCCUGGUGAAUUCAGGAUAAAACUUCCGCCCAGUGCGUUCCGGCGGGUUUUGAUCAAUUUGAUUGCCAACGGUUUUCAGCAUGGCGGUAACGUCUCAGUGGUUGCCACCACCAACGAGAUACAGGUGAUCGACGACGGACCUGGAAUACCGGAGGAGUUUCGCGAACAGGUGUUCCAGCCCUUUUUCCGUCUGGAUAGUUCACGUAGUGCAACCACCGGUGGUAGCGGCCUGGGAUUGGCCAUUGUGCAGCAGCUGUGUCAGGCGCAUCAGUGGCAUGUGGGUAUUGAUAAUGGUCCGCACGGUGGUGCUCGGGUGACCUUGAAAUUUGUAUCAGCAGCUUGA